AUGGAGACUUAUCGCUACUCCAAGCUAAACAAAGAUGAAAUCCGGCUGGUCGAUCUCCAUCCCGGGUCGGUCUCUGACAGGAUCAAGAUAAGCAUCUCACAUAUACCUCUCCCUCCCUCUACUCACAAUACAACACGGCCUGUCAGCUUGAACGAACUUGAAAAGACCCUUCCCCCUAAAUGGUCCAUCUUCGAGACGACAGACAGGCAGAUCCUCUUCUACUUCGAAGACGCCAACGACAACUGGAAGUCUUCCUGGGAACAUCCAGACCCAACCGUGGACCUCUGUCCGUACCAAAUUCCAAUCAGAGAGCCAAAGCUGUUCCAUUACGAGGCUCUAUCGUAUACCUGGGGCGAAGGCCACGGCAGUGAAACAGCGUACCUGGUGUCGCCGAGCUCACCCCACGACACGCAGCUGCGAAUAGGCUCGAAUCUGGCACUCGCCCUGCGACAUCUCCGCUUCGAGGACCGGCCCCGAGCGCUCUGGGUGGAUGCGAUCUGCAUCAACCAGGAGGAUCUCUCCGAGAGAGAACAGCAGGUGCAGCGCAUGUCCACUAUAUUUCGGGAGGCGGACCGCGUGGUUGUCUGGUUGGGCCCCGAGUCCACCGAUAGCCAUCUAGCUAUGCAGCGCCUCGAUUUCAUCGGGAGACAGGUCGUGAAUACCAUGGACAACUGGAACAUCUCGUCUCCCGAAACGGUCGCACCCGACUGGUGCUACUUCCGCUACGCGAUACCAUACAGCACGGCGGAGUGGACGGCCAUCAACGCGUUCAUCCACCGAGACUGGUUCAGCCGUGUGUGGGUAGUGCAGGAGAUCCAGCUGGCCACUGACGCAGUCCUGCAGUGUGGGUUUGCCCAGAUGUCGUGGUCACAUUUCCGCCGCGCAGUCAUUCUCCUCUGGGGAAAACAAGACCCGUGUCCAUGCCUGUCCCGCCACAGGCUGUCGUUCAUCGAGCGGCUGGCCAACGUUGUCCAGGCUGAUACCCCGAUCUACCACCGGUUCCAUCUCACAGCCGGAAGAGGCUGCGCAGACCCCCGGGACCGGAUAUAUGGCGCCCUUGGUCUGUUCCCGGAUGACUUUCAGCUCAAGGUCAGCCCGCAGUAUUCCUUGCCCGUAGGAGAUGUUUAUCUCGCCUUUGUUCGCGCCCAUGUCGAGCAUGUCCAACGCCUAGAGCUUCUCAAGAACUGUCAGCUGCACGGCCGAACAACCGACGCCCCAUCUUGGGUUCCUGAUUUCUCGAGCAAGUUCCCCACCCUUAAGGGCGCAGAGUGGCAAUUCGUGUCGGGAUACGCAGCAUGUGAUGUGAGGUUUGAAGGAAGCACCCUGAGCGUCCUCGGGGUCCAUUCGGCCACUGUUCGCACGGUCACUCCUCCAAUCCCAAAUUACCGAUCAGAGAGCGACCCAAGCACCUUCCUCGAUUCCGUCAUGGCAAUCCAAGAACUCAUCCGCGCUAACUUCGUAAGUACCAUGGGAGACUGCGUUGUACCCGAUAAUGCUGCACGAGCGAUGACGGGAAACUACCUCGCCGACCGGUUCCCGGAGAACAACGUCCUCACGUUGGAGCAGUGGAAGGAACACCUGCGCAGCCCCACUGUCUUUGGAGAUAGUAUAACCAGCGAAAACGAAGGGGAUCUCCCUUUUCAAGAGGAGUUCGCCCUCGGCUUUCUCCUUGGCAGAGUCUACCUAAGCGCUGAUGAGGGCUAUGUAGCACUUGGGCCUCCUGGCACGGAACCAGGGGAUCAGAUAGUCAGUCUGCUUGGGUGCGACUCGCCUAUGGUGCUACGCAGAGUGCCGCACGGCGGCUUUUUAGUCGUGGGAGAAUGCCUUAUGCCCGAGCUGAGCGACUCGCGGGACUUUCUCGGGCCUUUACCUUCGCCCUGGCGAGUCCAGUAUUUCAUCGGCCCAUCAGACAGGUACGGAGUCUAUCGUUAUAGCAACGCCGAGACUGGGGAUUUGUACGACCAGGAUCCCAGAACGGUGGGUGCAUCAGACUGGCAGUUAGAGACGGUCAACAGGACCGGGGACGAUCCGGUCACGUUUAGGACCUUUCGCAACACGGUGAGUGGAGAUACAGUAAAGUCUGAUCCUUGCUUGACCCCGGAGGCGCUGCGAAAGCGUGGAGUAUUGCUCGAGUGGUUUGUAUUGGUUUGA
Molecule: messenger RNA, 2151 nt
Organism: Aspergillus terreus NIH2624
Lineage: Eukaryota; Fungi; Ascomycota; Eurotiomycetes; Eurotiales; Aspergillaceae
Product: HET domain-containing protein
Exons: 2
Coding region: 1-2151 (716 amino acids)
Source: RefSeq, a predicted model, not a curated record